Molecule: messenger RNA, 7223 nt
Organism: Lepus europaeus (European hare)
Lineage: Eukaryota; Metazoa; Chordata; Mammalia; Lagomorpha; Leporidae
Gene: CACNA1A
Product: calcium voltage-gated channel subunit alpha1 A
Exons: 46
Coding region: 9-7223 (2404 amino acids)
Biological process (GO): chemical synaptic transmission; calcium ion import across plasma membrane
Cellular component (GO): membrane; voltage-gated calcium channel complex; neuronal cell body
Molecular function (GO): high voltage-gated calcium channel activity
Source: RefSeq, a predicted model, not a curated record
UUGAGUACAUGAUUUUAGCCACCAUCAUAGCAAACUGCAUUGUCCUGGCCCUGGAGCAGCAUCUGCCAGAUGACGACAAGACCCCGAUGUCUGAGCGGCUGGAUGACACAGAACCCUACUUCAUUGGCAUUUUUUGUUUCGAGGCUGGAAUUAAAAUUAUCGCCCUGGGGUUUGCCUUCCACAAAGGGUCCUACCUAAGGAACGGUUGGAACGUGAUGGACUUUGUGGUGGUGCUAACUGGCAUCUUGGCGACAGUUGGGACAGAGUUUGACCUUCGGACACUGAGAGCAGUGCGGGUGCUGCGGCCGCUCAAGCUGGUGUCUGGAAUCCCAAGUUUACAAGUCGUCUUGAAGUCAAUCAUGAAGGCGAUGAUUCCCCUGCUGCAGAUCGGACUCCUCCUAUUUUUUGCAAUACUUAUUUUUGCAAUCAUAGGGUUAGAAUUUUAUAUGGGAAAAUUUCAUACCACCUGCUUCGAAGAGGGGACAGACGACAUUCAGGGGGAGUCUCCGGCUCCAUGCGGGACAGAGGAACCCGCCCGCACCUGCCCCAAUGGGACCAGAUGCCAGCCCUACUGGGAAGGACCCAACAAUGGGAUCACCCAGUUCGACAACAUCCUGUUCGCCGUACUGACUGUUUUUCAGUGCAUCACCAUGGAAGGAUGGACGGACCUCCUUUACAACAGCAACGAUGCCUCAGGGAACACUUGGAACUGGUUGUACUUCAUCCCCCUCAUCAUCAUCGGCUCCUUUUUUAUGCUGAACCUCGUGCUGGGUGUGCUGUCAGGGGAGUUUGCCAAAGAAAGGGAGCGGGUGGAGAACCGGCGCGCUUUCCUGAAGCUGCGGCGGCAGCAGCAGAUUGAACGCGAGCUCAACGGGUACAUGGAGUGGAUCUCAAAAGCAGAAGAGGUGAUCCUCGCGGAGGACGAGACCGACGUGGAGCAGAGACAUCCCUUUGAUGGAGCUCUGCGGAGAGCCACUAUCAAGAAGAGCAAGACAGACCUGCUCCACCCGGAGGAGGCGGAGGAUCAGCUGGCCGACAUCGCCUCCGUGGGGUCUCCCUUUGCCCGAGCCAGCAUUAAAAGUGCCAAGCUGGAGAACUCAAGUUUUUUCCACAAAAAAGAGAGGAGAAUGCGUUUCUACAUCCGUCGCAUGGUCAAAACUCAGGCCUUCUACUGGACUGUGCUCAGUCUGGUAGCCCUCAACACGCUGUGCGUGGCUAUCGUCCAUUACAACCAGCCCGAGUGGCUCUCCGACUUCCUGUACUAUGCAGAAUUCAUUUUCUUAGGACUCUUUAUGUCCGAAAUGUUUAUAAAAAUGUACGGGCUUGGGACGCGGCCUUACUUCCACUCCUCUUUCAACUGCUUUGACUGUGGGGUCAUCAUCGGCAGUAUCUUCGAAGUCAUCUGGGCUGUCAUAAAACCCGGCACGUCCUUUGGGAUCAGCGUGUUACGAGCCCUCAGGUUACUGCGUAUUUUCAAAGUCACAAAGUACUGGGCGUCUCUCCGAAACCUGGUCGUGUCACUUCUCAACUCCAUGAAAUCCAUCAUCAGCCUGCUGUUCCUCCUCUUCCUGUUUAUCGUUGUCUUUGCACUUCUGGGGAUGCAGCUCUUCGGUGGCCAGUUUAAUUUCGACGAAGGAACUCCCCCCACCAACUUCGACACCUUUCCGGCAGCAAUAAUGACCGUGUUUCAGAUCCUGACCGGAGAGGACUGGAACGAGGUCAUGUACGACGGCAUCAAGUCGCAGGGCGGCGUGCAGGGCGGCAUGGUGUUCUCCAUCUACUUCAUCGUCCUCACGCUCUUUGGGAACUACACCCUCCUGAAUGUGUUCUUGGCCAUCGCCGUGGACAACCUGGCCAAUGCCCAGGAGCUCACCAAGGAUGAGCAAGAGGAAGAGGAGGCUGUCAGUCAAAAGCUUGCCAUGCAGAAGGCCAAGGAGGUGGCGGAAGUGAGUCCCCUGUCUGCAGCCAACAUGUCCAUAGCCAUGAAGGAACAACAGAAGAACCAGAAGCCGGCCAAGUCGGUGUGGGAGCAGCGGACCAGCGAGAUGCGGAAGCAGAACCUGCUGGCCAGCCGCGAGGCCCUGUACAGCGAGAUGGACCCGGAGGAGCGCUGGAAGGCGUCGUACGCGCGCCACCUGCGGCCGGACAUGAAAACCCACCUGGACCGGCCGCUGGUCGUGGACCCGCAGGAGAACCGCAACAACAACACCAACAAGAGCCGCGUGGCCGAGCCCACGGUGGACCAGCGCCUCGGGCAGCAGCGGGCCGAGGACUUCCUCCGGAAGCAGGCCCGCCACCACGAUCGCGCCCGGGACCCCAGCGCCCACGCCGCCGGCCUGGACGCGCGCAGGCCCUGGGCGGGCAGCCAGGAGGCCGAGCUGAGCCGGGAGGGGCCGUACGGCCGCGAGUCGGACCACCAGGCCCGAGAGGGCGGCCUGGAGCCUCCGGGCUUCUGGGAGGGCGAGGCGGAGCGGGGCAAGGCUGGGGACCCGCACCGCAGGCACGCACACCGACAAGGCGGCUGCGGGGGUAGCCGCAGUGGCUCGCCUCGCACCGGCACGGCCGACGGGGAACCCCGCAGGCACCGGGUCCAUCGCAGGCCCGGAGAGGACGGACCAGAGGACAAGGCCGAAAGGAGGGGCCGGCAUCGUGAGGGCAGCCGGCCAGCCCGGGGCGGCGAGGGAGAGGCCGAGGGGCCGGACGGCGGCGGCGGUGGAGGUGGCGAACGCAGGAGGCGGCACCGGCAUGGGCCCCCGCCCGCCUACGACCCCGACGCGCGGAGGGACGACAGGGAACGCAGGCACCGGAGGAGGAAAGACACCCAGGGCUCCGGGGUCCCCGUGUCCGGCCCCAACCUCUCCACCACCCGGCCGAUCCAGCAGGAUCUGAGCCGCCAGGAGCCCCCGCUGGCUGAGGACAUGGACAACCUGAAGAACAGCCGGCUAGCCACCGCCGAGCCGGUCAGUCCCCACGAGAGCCUCAGCCAUGCCGGCCUGCCCCAGAGCCCAGCCAAGAUGGGGAGCAGCACCGACCCCGCCGGCCCCACGCCAGCCACGGCCGCCAACCCCCAGAACAGCACCGCCAGCCGCCGCACACCCAACAACCCGGGGAACCCGUCCAACCCCGGCCCCCCCAAGACCCCCGAGAACAGCCUUAUCGUCACCAACCCCAGCACCGCCCAAACCAACUCAGCCAAGACUGCCAGGAAACCUGACCACACCACGGUGGAGAUCCCACCAGCCUGCCCACCGCCCCUCAACCACACCGUGGUCCAAGUGAACAAAAAUGCCAACCCGGACCCACCACCAAAGAAGGAAGAGGAGAAGAAGGAGGAGGUGGACGAGGACCCUGGGGAAGACGGCCCCAAGCCCAUGCCUCCCUACAGUUCCAUGUUUAUCCUGUCCACCACCAACCCCCUUCGCCGCCUGUGCCAUUACAUCCUGAACCUGCGCUACUUCGAGAUGUGCAUCCUCAUGGUCAUCGCCAUGAGCAGCAUCGCCCUGGCCGCCGAGGACCCGGUGCAGCCCAACGCGCCGCGCAACAACGUGCUGCGAUAUUUUGACUACGUUUUCACCGGCGUCUUCACCUUUGAGAUGGUGAUCAAGAUGAUCGACUUAGGGCUUGUCCUGCAUCAAGGUGCCUACUUCCGGGACCUCUGGAACAUUCUUGACUUCAUAGUGGUCAGUGGGGCCCUGGUGGCCUUUGCUUUCACCGGCAAUAGCAAAGGGAAGGAUAUAAACACGAUCAAAUCCCUCCGAGUGCUCCGGGUGCUACGACCUCUCAAAACCAUCAAGCGGUUGCCAAAGCUCAAGGCCGUGUUCGACUGCGUGGUGAACUCACUCAAAAACGUCUUCAACAUCCUCAUUGUGUACAUGCUGUUCAUGUUCAUCUUUGCCGUGGUGGCUGUACAAUUGUUCAAGGGCAAGUUUUUUCACUGCACCGAUGAGUCCAAGGAAUUUGAGAAAGAUUGUCGCGGCAAGUACCUCCUGUACGAGAAAAACGAGGUGAAAGCCCGCGAUCGCGAGUGGAAGAAGUACGAGUUCCACUAUGACAACGUGCUGUGGGCCCUGCUCACCCUCUUCACCGUGUCCACGGGAGAAGGCUGGCCACAGGUCCUCAAGCACUCGGUGGAUGCCACCUUUGAAAACCAGGGCCCCAGCCCCGGCUACCGCAUGGAGAUGUCCAUCUUCUACGUGGUCUACUUCGUCGUCUUCCCUUUCUUCUUCGUCAAUAUCUUCGUGGCCUUGAUCAUCAUCACCUUCCAGGAGCAGGGGGACAAGAUGAUGGAGGAGUACAGCUUGGAGAAAAACGAGAGGGCCUGCAUCGACUUCGCCAUCAGUGCCAAGCCGCUGACCAGGCACAUGCCCCAGAACAAGCAGAGCUUCCAGUACCGCAUGUGGCAGUUCGUGGUGUCCCCGCCCUUCGAGUACACCAUCAUGGCCAUGAUCGCCCUCAACACCAUCGUGCUGAUGAUGAAGUUCUACGGGGCCUCGGUGGCCUACGACAACGCCCUGAAGGUAUUCAACAUCGUCUUCACCUCGCUCUUCUCCCUGGAGUGCCUGCUAAAGGUCCUGGCUUUUGGGAUUCUGAAUUAUUUCCGCGAUGCCUGGAAUAUCUUCGACUUUGUGACCGUCCUCGGCAGCAUCACUGACAUCCUUGUGACGGAGUUUGGGAACAACUUCAUCAACCUGAGCUUCCUGCGCCUCUUCCGCGCCGCGCGGCUCAUCAAGCUGCUGCGGCAAGGCUACACCAUCCGCAUCCUGCUCUGGACCUUCGUGCAGUCCUUCAAGGCGCUGCCCUACGUCUGCCUGCUGAUCGCCAUGCUCUUCUUCAUCUACGCCAUCAUCGGGAUGCAGGUGUUUGGCAACAUCGGCAUCGACAUGGAGGACGAGGACAGCGACGAGGACGAGUUCCAGAUCACCGAGCACAAUAACUUCCGGACCUUCUUCCAGGCCCUCAUGCUGCUCUUCCGGAGCGCCACCGGAGAAGCCUGGCACAACAUCAUGCUGUCCUGCCUCAGCGGGAAGCCCUGCGACAAGAACUCGGGCAUCCUGACGCCCGAGUGCGGCAACGAAUUUGCCUAUUUUUACUUCGUGUCCUUCAUCUUCCUCUGCUCCUUCCUGAUGUUGAACCUCUUUGUGGCCGUCAUCAUGGACAACUUCGAGUACCUCACGCGCGACUCCUCCAUCCUGGGCCCCCACCACCUGGAUGAAUACGUGCGGGUCUGGGCCGAGUACGACCCUGCUGCUUGGGGACGCAUGCUUUACCGGGACAUGUAUGCGAUGCUGAGACACAUGCCCCCACCCCUGGGUCUGGGGAAGAACUGCCCGGCCAGAGUGGCCUACAAGAGGCUCCUGCGGAUGGAUCUGCCCGUGGCCGACGACAACACUGUGCACUUCAACUCCACGCUCAUGGCUUUGAUCCGUACGGCGCUGGACAUCAAGAUCGCCAAGGGCGGAGCAGAUAAACAGCAGAUGGACGCUGAGCUGCGGAAAGAGAUGAUGGCCAUUUGGCCCAACCUGUCCCAGAAGACACUGGACCUGCUGGUCACACCCCACAAGUCCACGGACCUGACAGUGGGCAAGAUCUAUGCUGCCAUGAUGAUCAUGGAGUACUACCGGCAGAGCAAAGCCAAAAAGCUGCAGGCCAUGCGUGAGGAGCAGAACCGGACACCGCUCAUGUUCCAGCGCAUGGAGCCGCCGCCGGACGAGGGGGGCGCCGGCCAGAACGCCCUGCCCUCCACGCAGCUGGACCCGGCAGGAGGCCUGAUGGCUCACGAAGACGGCCUCAAAGACAGCCCAUCCUGGGUGACCCAGCGCGCUCAGGAGAUGUUCCAGAAGACGGGCACGUGGAGCCCUGAGCGCGCGCCCCCCGCCGACAUGGCCGACAGCCAGCCCAAGCCUCAGUCCGUGGAGAUGCGAGAAAUGAGCCAGGACGGCUACUCGGACAGCGAGCACUGCCUCCCCAUGGAAGGCCAGGCCCGCGCCGCCUCCAUGCCCCGCCUCCCCGCCGAGAACCAGAGGAGAAGGGGCCGGCCACGUGGGAGUGAUCUCAGUACCAUCUGUGACACCAGCCCCAUGAAGCGCUCGGCCUCCGUGCUGGGCCCCAAGGCGUCCCGGCGCCUGGACGACUACUCCCUGGAGCGCGUCCCACCCGAGGAGAACCAGCGACACCACCCGCGGCGUCGCGAGCGCGCGCAUCGCACCUCCGAGCGCUCCCUGGGCCGCUACACCGACGUGGACACAGGCUUGGGCACGGACCUCAGCAUGACCACCCAGUCCGGGGACCUGCCGUCCAGAGAGCGAGAGCAGGAGCGCGGCCGGCCCAAGGACCGGAAGCACCGGCCGCAUCACCACCACCACCACCACCACCACCCCGGCCCGGCGGCCGCCGACAAGGAGCGCUACGGCCCGCAGGACCGGCCCGACCACGGCCACGGCCGCGCCCGCGCCCGGGACCAGCGCUGGUCCCGCUCGCCCAGCGAGGGCCGGGAGCACACCACGCACCGGCAGGGCAGUAGUUCAGUAAGUGGAAGCCCCGUCCCUUCUACAUCCGGUACCAGCACUCCGCAGCGGGGACGCCGCCAGCUCCCCCAGACCCCCUGCACCCCCCGGCCACUCGUGUCCUACUCCCCCGUGGUCCGCAAGGUCGGAGGCGUGGGUCCCCCACAGCAGCAGCAGGCGGUGGCCAGGCCGGGCCGGGCGGCCCCCGGCGGCCCUCGGAGGUACCCGGGCCCCGCGGCUGAGCCCCCGCCCGCGGGGGGCCACGGCGCCGGCCGCUCGCCGGCCUUGGAGCGGCGGGGCCCGGGCGCGGCCCGGGACGAGUCUCCCCGGGCGUGUCGGCACGGCGGCGGCGGGGGCCGGUGGCCCGCGUCCGGCCCGCACGCGCAUCCACACGCGCACGCGCACGCGCACCCGCACCCGCACGGCUACUACCGGAGCUCCGACUACGACGAGCCCGAAGGCCCCGGCAGCGGCAGCGGCGGCGGCCUCGGCGACGACGAGGAGGUGGCGGCCGGGCCCUACGCCGCGCCCCCGGGCCCCGCGAGCCGCUCGCCCAGGACUCCCCGGGCCGCGGGCCCAGCGUGUGCCUCGCCCGCGCGGCACGGCCGGCGGGUCCCCAACGGCUACUACCCGGUCCACGGACUGGCCAGGCCCCGCGGGCCCGGCUCCCGCAAAAGCCUGCACGAAGUGUACAGCGAGAGCGACGAGGAUUGGUGCUAA